GACCUUUUUCAUCUCUUCUUUACUUCUUUUCAGUGGCAGGCUGGCAGCAGUGACAUUGUGUACACUGUUUCCUCUCUCUCUCUCUCUCUGUCUCAAUCAGUUGCUCCCACUGUCUGUAUCGUAAUAACAAAAGCAAGAAAGCUUCUUGGACAAGAACAAGAGAAAUGGGUGGUCGUGGUGGUUCUGGAAAUCCUAAUUUUCUCCAAGUUAUAGGCAACAACUUUGAUGUUCUUGCUCUACCAUUAGUCACUCUUGUUUACCCCCUAUAUGCUUCAAUCAAGGCUAUAGAGACUAAAUCUCGCAGUGAUGAUCAACAAUGGCUAACCUAUUGGGUUCUAUAUUCCAUGUUGACCUUGUUCGAGCUAACAUUUUCCAAAAUCCUAGAAUGUCUCCCUAUAUGGCCUUAUGCAAAGCUGAUAAUGACAUGCUGGUUGGUGCUGCCACAGUUCAAUGGAGCAGCAUAUGUUUAUAAGCAUUUCAUUAGACCAUUUUAUAUGAACCCACAAAUUGCUCAUCAAAAGAUAUGGUAUGUCCCCAGAAAGAAGGAUAUAUUUAGUAAACAAGAUGACAUUUUAACUGCAGCAGAAAAGUAUAUGGAAGAGAAUGGAACUGAGGCAUUUGAGAGGCUUAUAACCAAGGCUGAUAGAGAAGAAAGAGCUAGAAGGAAUGGGAAUUACAUGAUCUUUGAUGAUGAUUAUAUAUAUUGAGUCUUGUUUAGUGUAUCAGUAAAAUGGAAAAGGGUGAUCCUAAUGUAUGGUACAAUGGCUUGGAAUUACUUAUAUGUGUAUUCAUUUAUAUUAAUGAAGCUAGUUGUAAUCUAUUUUAAGGACAAAAUGGAAGGUGUUGGAGAUUUUCUCAGCUUUGAACUUA
Jatropha curcas is the source of this 870-nucleotide messenger RNA. It is a transcript of the gene HVA22C, whose product is annotated as HVA22 homolog C. NCBI's taxonomy places the organism in Eukaryota, Viridiplantae, Streptophyta, Magnoliopsida, Malpighiales, Euphorbiaceae. The record is from RefSeq and is a predicted model, not a curated record.